AGAGAUGUACUAAUAAGUUUUGGUUACUAUCCAGACUACAAUCUUGGUGUUCUUACGGACAGAUCUCUCAUAACUAUUUAUGAAAGUGGAACUUUGUGGAUGCAUGAUUUGCUACAAGAAAUGGGUCAAGAAAUUGUUCGUCGCGAAUCCCCUAAAGUGCCUAGGGGACGUAGUAGAUUGUGGCUUUACGAGGAUGUCCUUCAUAUAUUGAAGAAUAAUACUAUAAGUUGACUAUUCUAGACCUAAACCUAGAGAAUUAUAUAUAUUCUUAGAAAUUAUUCCAAGUAUUUUCCAAUUAUUCUGAUUUCAUUGUUCUUGGUUAUUAGGGAAUGGAGGUAGUUGAAGGAAUAGUGCUUAACACACCUAAUCAAAAAGAGGAACACUUGAAUUCUAAAGCCUUCUCAAAAAUGAAAAAAUUGAGAUUGCUUAAAGUUAAUAAUGUGGAACCUCCUAAAGGCCUCCUUAGAGGUAAUGUGCAACUUCCACAAGGCCUCAGUCAUCUUCCUGAUGAGUUACGUGUUAUAGAAUGGCAUGGUUAUCCUCUAAAUUCCCUACCAACCAAUUUCCAACCAAAUAAACUUGUUGAACUCAGAAUGCAUUGUAGCCACAUCAAACAACUAUGGAAAGGAAUUAUGAAUUUGGAUGAGUUAAAGUUCAUUGACCUAAGUGACUCUCAAACCUUGAUUGAAAUCCCGGACCUUAGUGGAGCUCCAAAUCUUAAGAAAUUGAUUCUUCGACGUUGUACAAGACUAUAUAAGAUUCAUGCAUCUCUUGGAAAUCUCAAACGGCUUAUUCAAUUGGAUCUGAAUGGUUGCAAAUGUCUUGAAAGCCUUCCUCACAAGAUCAACUUGGAAGCUCUUGAAAUUCUGGAUCUUGGUGGUUGUUCAAGACUGAAUAAGUUUCCAAAGAUUAUGGGAAAUAUGCCACAUUUGUUGAAACUUAAUUUGAGUGAGACUGCCAUUAAAGAUCUAUCAUUUUUAGUGGAACAUUCAAUUGGCCAUAUAAAAUUGGAUCUAAGACACGGCAAGAAUCUUUCUAGCCUUCCGGAUACUACUUGUAGUUUGUCAUCUCUAAAAACUCUCACAUUAUCUGGCUGCUCAAAACUUUCUGAAUUGCCAGAGAACUUGGGAAAUAUUAAAGGCCUAGAGAAGCUAGAUGUGAAUAGAACUGCAAUAAGAAGGCUACCUUCCUCCAUUGUUCUCUUAAAAAAUCUUAGAAAACUCUCUCUAUCAGGUUGUGAAGGGCUAUCAUCUAAAUCAUUGAAUAAGCUCCUUAGUUUUCCUUUAAUGCAACCAAGAAGAAGUCCAGAUUCAAUGGGCUUGUUAGUGCAUACUUUAUCAGGCAUACGAUCUUUGACUAAACUUGAUCUAAGUUAUUGCAAGAUUAGGGCAAUCCCUUAUGAUAUUAGCUGUUUGUCCACUUUAAGAACAUUAAAUCUGAGGGGAAAUAAUUUUGAUUGCCUUCCUGAAAGUAUCAUUCAACUAUCUAAUUUGAUCUAUCUUUUUAUGGGUGGUUGCACGAAUCUUAGAUUGUUGCCAGAGCUUCCAUCAAAUAUUGAGUAUAUUGAUGCUGAAGGUUGCAUCUCUUUGGAAACAUUGCCAGCAAGACCAGAAGAUAAUUUUCUAUGUCUCCGUCUUUUCAAUUGCGUCAAAAUGAUUGACAAUGAAGGCUACGAUAAUCUUUUCUUAACAAUGCUAAGACAUGAUUUAUUUAAGAGACCAGAUUAUGAUAGGAUUUGUGUCCUUGUUCCUGAAAAUAAUAUUCCAAAAUGGUUUAGCCAUCAAAGUGAGGGGGCUUCACUGAAUCUGCAAGGGCCUUCAGAUUUUCUCGGAAUCGCUGUGUGCCUUGUUUAUGUUCUUCACCAACAUCCUUCGGAAUUUUUAAAACUUCAUAGAUGGAUUACUUGCCACUUCUAUUUCAAAGAAUAUGAACAUUCUCCUGUCAGCUUCAUUGGUUUUACUGAAGAAUUUGGUAAGAUUGAUUCAUAUCAUCUUUGGCUGGGAUAUUUUCCCAUAAAGGACUUUGGAUUGAAACGGGAAAAGAAAUUGAUUCAAAGUGAUGCUGAUGUCAGUCAGAUUGAGUUUAGAUUUGAAUCCGAAGGUCCAGGCUUGGAGGUCGUGAAAUGUGGGGUUCAUUUGACAUACAAUGAAGAUCUAAACCAUACUAUGGCUGUGAGUGUGUGCAGCAACUGCAACGUCACUCCAUAUGAGGCUGAUUUUGAAGAUUCAGUAAAAGUUACUAAAAUGAAGCGAAGCAGUGAUAACUAUCAUCGGGACGAGGCUGGACUUAGUGGAGAAGGUAUCCCAAGGUGACUCUGAUUGCAAGGAAGAGGAAUCUAGUGAUAUUGGUAGCUCUCAUGAAUGAAUUUUUUGUAAGUCACCAUCUUUCAAAACUCGUUUUGGAGCUGAAAAUCUAUAUAUAUAUAUAUAUAUAUAUAUUUACAAUUCCAUGGCAUAUGCUUGCAUUUCUUUAGUAUUCAUCAUUAUAAGUUUCUUAGGUUCCAAAUUUAACUAGGCAUUUUUAACAGGCAUUGAGAAUUAGUAAAUAUGAUGUUCCCAAUCAGUACUGAAUGUACCCAGGUUGAAAUGAAUAUGUGUUUUGCCAGCCCAAAGGGUAAAUAACUUAUUGUUUUGUCAUGCAUGUGGCCUCCAUAUCUAAUUUUGUUACAAAUUUCAUUGCAAUUCUGAGCUUGUUUUUUUAGAUACCACAACAGAAGGUUUAAGCAGAAAACAGGGGAACCAAACUAAGGCUCCAUCAAGUGCAUACAAAAUAACGAAGCUUUCUUAGCCCAAUUUUUGACAGUACCCAGGAUAAUCCUUCAGCCCGCCAUGCCAUGCCUUCAAUUAUCACUGAUAAGGCAUAUCUAGAAGUGGACAAUGUUGCUUAUGAAGGCACUCCUUGCCAUUAUUUGGGAAUAAAGAAAAAUCAAAUGUGAUAUAAUUUGCUAAGAACCUCUUUUACUGUUUUUUUAAGUUGAGGAUUCUUUUCAUGUUUGCUGCUUUGCUUGAUAACAUUAUUAGGGCAUGUUUGAUUGGAGUGAACAGUUGGUGGAUGGAAAAUAAAUGAGAGAAAAGUGGGGAGAAAAUAGUGGAGUAGCUGUAUGAUUGGGAGGGGAGGGGAGAAAGAAAACUAGUGAGGCCUGGGUGUUUUCUCCUUGGGCCCACCAAAACUUAGUCUUCCCAAUUUGGGGAGAUUAUAGAGAGAAAACAAGGGCCUUUCCUUGUUGCUUUUGUACAAUUAUACCCCCAACAAAACUAGUCGUUUGGACCUUUUGGCU
This is a messenger RNA of Quercus robur (English oak), 3277 nucleotides long. RefSeq names its product TMV resistance protein N-like. The coding region runs from base 330 to 2312 and encodes 660 amino acids. Gene Ontology annotation, molecular function: ADP binding; protein binding; ATP hydrolysis activity. Lineage: Eukaryota; Viridiplantae; Streptophyta; Magnoliopsida; Fagales; Fagaceae. The record is from RefSeq and is a predicted model, not a curated record. Gene Ontology annotation, biological process: signal transduction; defense response. The transcript is spliced from 4 exons.